AUGCCCAUCACCACUGUGCUCCGGGGUUUCAAGAUCCCCAUCCCGGUCCUCGACCGCUUCCUCGAAAGUAACGGCGUCUACCCCACUGAGGGCAUCCCGCCCAUCUACGACCGCGUCCUCGCCCGCCCCGACCCAAACAUCCCCACCAUCGACCCCUUCGUCGCCCUCAUCCGCUCCAAGCUCACCUCCUUCUCCCCAGAGGCGGCCGCCAGCUUUCACAACCAAAACGCACACGUCUUCAUCGCAGAGCACGGCGGACUUCCGAGGGCAAAGCACGCGUACGUAGCCUAUGCGUAUUUGAUGGUGUUUGCGCAGCGGCAGUUGGACCUGGCGCGGGACUUACCCGAGCAAGCGCCGCCCGGCUGGCGGGAAUUGAGGGAGGAGAUGAUGGGGUUUGCGACGGCGGAAGAUGAAGGAUUGAUGAAUUCCCCUGGGGUGCAGGCGACAGUGGAAAGGCAGGAUUCCGCUACGGGAUUGUUUGUCGUCUCGACGGAGGAGCGGGACUUCCCAGAGACGGAACACUCUUUUCGAGAUUCGGACCGUAAAUGCAACGUGUGCGGGGACGAUUUAGGGGGUUGGUUCAACCUGCAGGGCCAUAAGAAGCAGGUACAUGGCAUGUCCAUUAAGCGCGCAUUGCCGGAAGAUCUGUAA
Molecule: messenger RNA, 651 nt
Organism: Dichotomopilus funicola
Lineage: Eukaryota; Fungi; Ascomycota; Sordariomycetes; Sordariales; Chaetomiaceae
Exons: 2
Coding region: 1-651 (216 amino acids)
Source: RefSeq, a predicted model, not a curated record